This is a messenger RNA of Lepisosteus oculatus (spotted gar), 1897 nucleotides long. Its product is annotated as cytochrome P450 2J2-like. Gene Ontology annotation, molecular function: iron ion binding; heme binding; oxidoreductase activity, acting on paired donors, with incorporation or reduction of molecular oxygen, reduced flavin or flavoprotein as one donor, and incorporation of one atom of oxygen. Gene Ontology annotation, biological process: xenobiotic metabolic process. The record is from RefSeq and is a predicted model, not a curated record. NCBI's taxonomy places the organism in Eukaryota, Metazoa, Chordata, Actinopteri, Semionotiformes, Lepisosteidae. Gene Ontology annotation, cellular component: cytoplasm; intracellular membrane-bounded organelle.
GGUGCAAAACCCAGUCAGUGCAGCACUCUGGCCUUCUUUCCAUUUCUGCUUGCUUUGAAGAGAGUUUGAAGUAUCACAGUGACAAUGCUGCUGUAUUCCUUGCUGGAAUAUCUGGAUAUAAAAAGCUGCAUUCUCUUCCUCUUUGUGUUUCUGUUGAUUAUUGACAUCAUGACAAAUAAUAAUUUAAAGAAUUUUCCUCCAGGUCCCAAGCCUUUUCCCUUGCUGGGAAAUGUUUUCACUGCUGUGGACAUCAGUGAAAUUGAUAAGCUUGCUGAAAAAUAUGGCCCUGUCUUCAGUUUGUGGAGGGGAAGAGAAAAUACAGUUUUUGUGUCCGGUUACAAAAUGGUCAAGGAAGCUCUAGUAAACCAAGGAGAAAAUUUUGCAGACCGCCCUGUAGUUCCUUUGUUUGACAAAGUCUACCAAGGCCUCGGCCUGGCGUUAACCAACGGGUACCAAUGGAAAAAACAUAGAAGGUUUGCCCUUACAACCUUAAAGAACUUUGGCAUGGGCAAGAAUACUCUGGAGUCGUUCAUCCUUGAGGAGAACAGAUUCCUUUACAAGGCCUUCAAGGAAGAGCAUGGAAGACCUUUUGACCCCCACUUCUUAUUGAACAGCGCCAUUUCCAAUGUCAUAUGCUCUAUGGUGUUUGGGCACCGUUUUGAGUACAAUGACCCAAGGUUUCAAGAUAUUCUGCGAAGGACUGAUGAGACUUUCCUCCUGAUAGGCUCAUUAAGAGCCCAGCUCUACAAUGUCUGCCCCAGUAUAAUGAAGUUUUUACCUGGACCUCACCAGACUGUUUUUUCAAACUAUAAGAAAGUCAAAGCCUUCCUGAAGGAAGAGAUCGAAAAUCACAGGAAGAACUGGGACCCCUCCAAUUCUCGUGAUUUCAUUGAUACCUACUUUGAAGAGAUGGAAAAGAAAAAGGAUGACAUUCCAGCAGGAUUCCAUGAGACAAAUCUGGUCAUAUGUACUCUGGACCUGUUAGAAGCGGGGACAGAGACCUCUGCGACAACUCUGCGCUGGAGCCUCCUCUACAUGGUCAAAUACCCAGAAAUUCAAAAGAAGGUCCAGGCUGAGAUAGACAGAGUGAUCGGAAAGGAACGGCAACCUUCAAUGGCAGACAGAGUGCAUCUUCCCUACACUGAUGCUGUGAUCCAUGAGGUCCAGAGGAUGGGCAAUAUUGUUCCCCUGAAUGUGCCCAGGAUGACCACUAAAGACACUACACUGGGAGGUUAUUUUAUUUCUAAGGGUACAGCAGUGAUAACCAAUAUAUCCUCAGUGCUUUUUGACAAAAAUGAGUGGGAAACACCCGACACAUUUAAUCCCAAGCACUUCCUGGACUCCUAUGGAAAAUUUCGGAAAAGAGAUGCUUUUCUUCCAUUUUCAGCAGGAAAGAGGGUGUGUCUGGGGGAGCAGCUAGCUCGGAUGGAGCUGUUUAUGUUCUUCACUUCAUUUCUGCAACAGUUCACCUUCUGUGCUCCUCAGGGGGUAGAUGUCAGUUUGGAGGCUCAAAUGGGAUUCACUCUGUCUCCACGACCCUUUAAAAUAUGUGCCAUCCCUCGAUAAGUCAAUUAAUUAUUCGUCUGGAGGACAACAUCUGGGAACCAAUCUAAAUGGAAAAACAUAAAAUAUGGAGCCUAAUUAAAUAGAAGACAGCUCAUGUUUUUGUGCUACUUUCUAAAUGUAAAUCUUUCAAUCAUUAGGGAUCUUUAAAAAUGUUUUAUGAAAAGCACUAUUUAGACAUACUUACUGAAUUCUUAGUUUUUGUAGUAAAUGAAUAAUUAGAACAUGAAUAUACAGAAUUAUUUGUCUUGCAAUGUUGCAUGUGUAGUUACAACCUCUUACAUUUAAUUGCUAUAAUAUUUCCAUGAAAAUUAAUAAAUAUGUAUCUUCUGAA